GUUAAGUUACAAAUUAAACGUAGUUUUUCCUUCAUAUAUCAUCGAUUAACCGACUAUUGUUUUCGCCAUGGAUUUGCGAAAAUGCUGUGUUGGGAACUGCUCAUCUACAAACAGAACACAUCGCCUUUUCUAUCUUCCAAAGGACGAUAAUUUAAGACAGUUGUGGCUGUCUUUCUUGAUCCCCACUAACAUAGAGCUCAGUGGUUUAUCUAAAGAACAGCUGUUGGCGAAACGUGUUUGUCAAAAGCACUUUGAUCGGUAUCAAUUUGAUAAUACGGGAAACCGUCUCCGCAGUGGCUACCCUUGCUUGUUUACUGCAAAAGAAAUAUUUUAUGGAAGUCCCCUAAGCUCCACUGUUGGUGACCACAUAAGCGACCACAAUUACUGUUUACCAAUUGCACCUGAAAGUGACAUUAAGGAAGCUACUGCUCUCAGAGUUGAUGGUGAUCAUUCAUAUCAUAAAUCAGUUGAAUCACAAGUUCCUGAACCCAUUGAAAUAGCUUCAACAACCAAGUGUAGCCAUGUAGUAUCACAAAUAUUAGUUGAACCAGCUCCAGAAACCAAAGAGCAAGUAAAACCAAUAUUAGUUGAAACAACAGAUACUACAACAAGACAAAAACAUGCACUAAAACUGACCAAAAAAUGUCAUGUAAAUGUUGCCAAGAAAACAAAGAACCUCUCAAGGUGCACUUGUUUUAUCAAUAAGAUUAAAAGACAAGCAUUGGCUGCUAAGAAAAAAUCUUUUAAGGAAAGACUAGCUACAGCUGAAACUCUAAGUCGAGAUCAUGCAUUUAUACAUUUUAACCAAAUGAAUAAGCAUGCACAGAAUUUUAUCAUGAUGCAAUUGAAAUUAGUAAAUAAAAAUAAAAAAGCUAUGCGAUUCACAAGUAAUGAAAAACUACUAGCACUGACGCUCAUGAAAGAGAGUCCAAAAGGAUACAGACUUCUACAGAAAAUAUUUAAACUUCCCUCUAAAAGAACACUCAAUCGCUUAUCAGAAAAAAUCUCUUUUGGUGUCGGAAUUAAUGAGAACAUAUUCAGGCUCAUUGAAAGAAAGUCCAUGAAUUGGGAUGUUAAAAAGAAGCUUUGCUCAAUUAUUUUUGAUGAGGUAGCUCUUACACCACACUUAACCUAUGUGGAAAGUAAAGAUGAAAUUAAAGGCUUUAAGGAUUUAGGAAACAAAAAAGAUUUGAAGUUUUCUGAUCAUGCCCUUGUUUUCAUGGUGAGAGGUAUAUGUUCCAACUGGAAACAACCUAUAUGUUACUAUUUUUGUGAAGGCACAACUUCUGCUCAAGAAGUCAAACGAAUCCUAAAGGAGGUGGUUGCAAAGGUGUCACAGUCAGGUCUAAUACCUAUAGCCCUAGUUUGUGACCAAGGUACCACAUUUAGAAGUGCAUUAAAAAUGUUAAGACAAGAGACAGCACAGAAAAUAAAUCUGAAAGGUGAACACUGUGAUGGAACAAUUGAAGUUUCUGGGCAAAAACUUAGUGUGGUAUUCGACCCACCUCAUUUGCUUAAAGGAUUGAGGAACAAUUUUCUGACCAAAAAUAUGGUUUUUGAUGGUGCCAUUGCCACAUGGGAUGAUAUUCUGACAGUAUAUAGAGCUGACUGUCAACUUGGACACACCAGGAUGAACAAAAAAUUAACAGAUCAUCAUGUGAUUGCAUCAAAAAUAAAAAAAAUGAAAGUCAGUGUAGCUGCUCAAGUUCUCAGUGCACAAACCAGUGCCAUGCUGAAAUACACCUCAUUAUACAGUACAACUGUGAAUGGUGAAAAUGUUAGUAAAACCAUGAAGACAACAGGUGAAGCUGUGGAAUUUAUGGACAAAUUAUUUGACAGCGUAAAUGGCUCAAAGCGCAGCACAACAAAAGGGAAACUAAGAGGGCCAGUCAAACCAAAUUCCGAACAUUUUUGUUUUUGGCAUGAAGCUAUAGAGACAUUAAAAAAUCUUAGAUUUAUAGACUCUGCCAGUAAAAAAGCACUAAUGAACAAAAAAGAAUAUUAUAUAAGGGUUCCCUCUCUUGAUGGGUGGGUCACAACACUGGAAAGUUUUGUAAGGAUAGCCAAAUUGCUGUUUUCAAAAUAUGGUUUAAAAUAUUUUUAUCCUCGCUUUAUAAACCAGGACCCGUUAGAAAAUUUUUUUGGCAGAAUAAGGGCUAUAAAUUAUAGAAAUGUAAAUCCUGACUCAUGUACAUUCAUAAAUUCAUUUAAAUCUCUAUUGAUUUCCAAUGUGAUGGGUCCUCAUAGCAUAUAUUCCAACUGUGAAGAAGAUGACAGUGAAACUAUAGUAGAUUUUUUUAAUUUAUUAAAAGAAGAUAUCGGUACUGAUGACAAAGAAAAUCUGCCAGUAAAUUUUAAUUGUAUGCCUGGUCUGAUUUCCUUGCCAUCAGAUCAACAAGAGCAGGAAAAUAACACAUUAUGUGCAGCAAGCGCCAUUAAUGAAAGAGUGCGUGUUCAUUCCUCAGCUUACAUAGCUGGAUAUCUGUGCAGAAGAAUUUCAAAAAAAUUUAAUUGUAAGGAAUGUCAAAAAACAUACAUAGGAAAUAAAAAUGAAAAUAUUAACACAUGGAUUGCACAUAGGGAGUAUAAAAAGCUUAAAAACAGCAAUUUGGCGUACCCCUCAAAGCGUUUUCUUAUAGUAUACAGAGAUGUAUCUAAUUUGAUACAUAAUAAUUUAAAUAAUUAUGCGCAUAGCAAAAGCAUCGGGAAAUUCAUUAAACACGAUAUUUUAAAGAAAUCCAAUUUUUACUGGUUGGGUUGCAAAGUGCAUAAAACAUGUAUUGAGUUCGUUUAA
Molecule: messenger RNA, 2794 nt
Organism: Papilio machaon (common yellow swallowtail)
Lineage: Eukaryota; Metazoa; Arthropoda; Insecta; Lepidoptera; Papilionidae
Exons: 8
Coding region: 68-2794 (908 amino acids)
Source: RefSeq, a predicted model, not a curated record